This is a messenger RNA of Aedes aegypti (yellow fever mosquito), 570 nucleotides long. Its product is annotated as serine-arginine protein 55. Gene Ontology annotation, cellular component: nucleus; ribonucleoprotein complex; cytoplasm. Gene Ontology annotation, molecular function: mRNA binding. Gene Ontology annotation, biological process: alternative mRNA splicing, via spliceosome; mRNA splice site recognition. Lineage: Eukaryota; Metazoa; Arthropoda; Insecta; Diptera; Culicidae. The transcript has a single exon. The coding region runs from base 1 to 570 and encodes 189 amino acids. The record is from RefSeq and is a predicted model, not a curated record.
AUGAACGGUGCAAAGUUGCUGGGCCAGAGGAUCGUGGUUGAGGGCACCAAGAGACCGCCUCGAUUCGGCGGAUCAAGUAAUCGUCCGAAACCUCCGCAGAGAACCUAUCAUCGUUUGAUUGUGGAGAAUUUAUCGUCCCGCAUCGAUUGGCGGGAUCUUAAGGCCCAUAUGCGGAAUAUAACCUUUGCGGAUGCUCAUCGGGACCGAAUGAACGAAGGAGUAGUGGAGUUUGCCAGCCGAUACGACAUGAAACGGGUGUUGAAAAUGUUUGACGACACCGAGCUCAACGGAACAUACAUACGGCUGUAUGAAGAUCGUGGUCGAUCACGCAGUGGAAGCAGAAGUAACAUCGGUUUCGACUCACGAUCGCGGUCGAGAUCUCGCAGUCGUUCUCGUGGGUAUCAGUCGAAGUCUCGUUCGGUGAAAAGCUACCGUCGAUCGAGGUCCCGCACGGCUUCGGAGGAGAGUCGCAGCCGAUUCCGGUCUGUGUCUGAGUCAAAGCAUUCCGGUCGAAGCUACCGAUCGGAAUGGUCCAGUGGUAGAUCAUCUAGAAGAACAGAACGCUCUUAA